UAGAAUAAUCAUCGUGUAAGCCAGAAGUUUUAUUUAUAGGGAGGGGAAGAAUUCUCUCUCGUGGUCUGUUCAUCAACAAUCGAAGCAACAAAUCAUGCCUGGAAAUAGGGAUUGCACAGUUUAUGUUGGUAACUUGGAUGAGAGGGUCAGUGAAAGAGUAUUGUAUGAUAUCCUCAUUCAGGCAGGAAGGGUAGUGGACUUGCACAUUCCACGAGACAGAGAAUCUAAUCGUCCCAAGGGUUAUGCCUUCGCGGAAUAUGAAACUGAGGAGAUAGCAGACUACGCUGUCAGGCUUUUCACUGGCCUUGUGACUCUUUACAAUAGAUCUUUGAAAUUUGCGAUAUCUGGGCAAGAUAAGACUACACCCUUGUCUUCCAAGCCAAGGCCUCAACCCUUAAUUUAUAGCCAUAGUGAAACAAGGUUUUCUUCAUUUACCGCAAGUGAUAUACAACAAGAAUUAACUCCUCCGGGAGUAAAACAGGGUAAUGGUUAUGGAUUAGAACUCAGCAGCAAAAAUUACGACAUCAGUCGUCAGGUUUUAGGAGCAGCAGAAGAGAGCAUUCGCCGCACAAAUUCAAGUCGAAAAAUGUAAACCACGUUUUGAUCUAAACGACAACAUGAUUCCGAUUGCACCAAUUGCAAGAACAGUGAUGGCUCUAGAACCACUCAGAAUUUCUUCUAAUGCCGUCUCGCUGGAUUUACCUGCACAAGAACCUUUCACGGCUAGUUUCGAUAGAUUGGAGAGACAUUUCUCUAGUCCUCCAAAUUUCUUUUCUGAUCUUUCACAAGAAUCUAAUAGAACGGCGACACGUUCUACUGCAGUCGUACUUGGCUGCGAAUUCCCAUCUAGCCAAUGCGCAACGGUCUUCAUCAAAUCGAUGUAGUUACGAAUAGUCUCUAUUUUCUCCCGCAGAUUAUUGCAAGCAUCUAGCAGUUCCACGACGUCUUCAACAUGAUUUUCAAUUGCUUUCCUAUCACUUUUGCAGUACGAAUUCGUAAACAAUUCCAAAGCAAUUUUUUGGCUAUCGAUGGCAACAUCAACUGCACCCAUGAACCAUGUAGCAAUCGAUGAAGAAGACUCAGAUGGACCGACUUCAAUUCCUCGAAACCUUAAUGCGUCGAGUUCUCCGGCUAACCAUCCGUCGAAUGAACUACGAGAAUUAGGCCAUGGAGUUACAGACGACGACGUUGGCGAUGACUUCGCCUGAGAUUUCAGACGCUUGAAUGAACUAAAAAGUGUAGAAGUGGACUUCAUAUUUUCUGAAUUUGAGUUCUGUGAGAUCUUCAGUGUUAAGACUUGGAAGUUGGAACAAUCUUUGUGUCUUCAGAACAAAUGAAACAGCAGAGUUUUAUAGCUAGACUUCCGGAGAGUGGGUCCCAGUUGCCUAUUUUAGGUAAGAAUUGUGGUCCGAUCUAAAUUUGUUGUAACUUCAGUAGAUUGGCCACGUCUGUUGUUGUAUCUAAAGCAAUCUCCCCCUCCUCAAUAAUU
Molecule: messenger RNA, 1489 nt
Organism: Papaver somniferum (opium poppy)
Lineage: Eukaryota; Viridiplantae; Streptophyta; Magnoliopsida; Ranunculales; Papaveraceae
Product: spliceosome-associated protein 49-like
Exons: 5
Coding region: 95-592 (165 amino acids)
Molecular function (GO): RNA binding
Source: RefSeq, a predicted model, not a curated record